Molecule: messenger RNA, 876 nt
Organism: Talaromyces marneffei
Lineage: Eukaryota; Fungi; Ascomycota; Eurotiomycetes; Eurotiales; Trichocomaceae
Exons: 2
Coding region: 1-876 (291 amino acids)
Biological process (GO): intracellular manganese ion homeostasis
Cellular component (GO): fungal-type vacuole membrane
Molecular function (GO): iron ion transmembrane transporter activity; manganese ion transmembrane transporter activity
Source: RefSeq, a predicted model, not a curated record
AUGUCCUUCUCAUCAGUCAAAGCCCUCCUCACCCAAUACUCCCCCAUCUCCGAGAGCUCGUUUCGCGACUCGGAGAAAGACGACCAAAUCCCACUGGGACAGGACAGGGAUCUCGAACUUCACAGCCAUGGCGGUCCUUCCUCCGCUCCUUCUAGUCGUCCUGAGAAGAAGACCUUUAUGGACGCACGAGUGAUUUCAGAUGCCAUUAUCGGUCUGUCGGAUGGAAUGACCGUCCCAUUUGCCUUGACGGCUGGUUUAUCGACGCUGGAAGAUACGAAAGUCGUUGUGUUUGGUGGAUUGGCUGAGUUGAUCGCUGGUGCUAUUUCCAUGGGCCUGGGAGGAUAUCUCGGUGCCAAGAGUGAAGAAGAAUCAUACCGAACAACCCUCAAGCAAACCCGUGAACAAACCAUCAACGACUUCGACGCCACCACUAGCAUCAUCUCCGACAUCUUCGCUCCCUACGAUCUCCCCGCCCAGACAGUCUCAGAUCUCACAAAACAUCUCGUCGACUCCCCCAAUCUGCCCCAAUUUCUCAUGAAUUUCCAUCACACUCUGCCCGAACCUUCGGGCUCGCGAGCCGUUACAUGCGCCUUGACGAUUGCGUUGGGUUAUUUCAUCGGUGGCUUUAUCCCGCUUGUACCUUAUUUCUUCGUUGGUCCCGAGGGCGCUUUUAGUGCGUUGAAAUGGUCUAUCGCCGUCAUGGUUGUGGCGUUGUUUGUGUUUGGCUAUGGAAAGACAUGCUUUGUGACGGGUUGGAAGGGCCGAGAAAAUAUCAAGGGUGGUGUUUAUGGCGGUGUGCAGAUGGUGAUUGUGGGUGGUGUGGCGGCUGGAGCGGCCAUGGGGUUGGUCAAGCUCUUUCAGCUUUUGGCUCGGUAG